Jatropha curcas is the source of this 3074-nucleotide messenger RNA. RefSeq names its product FAR1-related sequence 5 (gene FRS5). NCBI's taxonomy places the organism in Eukaryota, Viridiplantae, Streptophyta, Magnoliopsida, Malpighiales, Euphorbiaceae. The record is from RefSeq and is a predicted model, not a curated record. Gene Ontology annotation, biological process: regulation of DNA-templated transcription. Gene Ontology annotation, molecular function: zinc ion binding.
AGCAUAAUAGACGAAUAAUACCUUUAACUAAGCUCAAUUAUCCUCCACGCUCGAUCGAUCAAUCGAUCGAUCUCUGUCUCUUCCACAAAAAUCCCGUAUGGUCUCCUUGAAGAAUUCCAGCAAAGGAGAGAAAAACCUUAAAUUCAAGGGUUUCUGUGCAUCCAUUUUCUUUUUUAGAAACCCUAGAAAUCUCCUUUGCCAAUAUAUAACUAAAGAUUCUCUCUUUCUGUGAUUCUUGCACUGAGGGUUCUCGUGAGUUGACAGACUCUAAGAAAGAAACACAGAGAAAGUUGACUUUGUAGUUAUAACUUAGACGGUUAGUUCUUUUCUUUCUAAUUUAUUUACAGCAAUUUGUUUCAAUAUACCCAUUAGGUUGAAAGAUUGUAGAUUAUACGUUUAUACUUUACACGCAGAAUUGGCAUUGUAAUCGAGAUUUCGAGUUGAACAAUUCAUUGGUUAGGGUAGAGUAGGAUGGAAAACGAAGUCCUUGAAUUUGACAUAGGCUUAGGAGGUCCAGACGAUGAUGGGGUGGACAUUGACCACGCAGUUGAUGAUGAAGACAUGCCUGAUACUCCUCCUAUUGCUACUGCUCAUCUUACUGGUGCUGGUAGUGGUGAAAUCUUCCUUCCUGAGGGUGACCUGUUGGAUCUUGAGCCUUAUGAGGGCAUGGAGUUUGAGUCUGAAGAGGCUGCAAAGGCCUUCUACAAUUCGUAUGCUAGGCGUGUGGGUUUUAGUACCCGUGUCAGCUCAUCCCGUCGUUCCAGGCGUGAUGGAGCUAUUAUACAGAGACAGUUUGUGUGUGCCAAAGAAGGGUUUAGGAAUUUGAAUGAGAAGCGCACUAAAGAUAGGGAGAUCAAGCGCCCCCGUACCAUUACUAGAGUUGGAUGCAAAGCAUCCUUAUCUGUAAAAAUGCAGGAUUCUGGAAAAUGGGUUGUCUCUGGGUUUGUUAGAGAACACAAUCAUGAGUUAGUUCCACCUGAUCAAGUCCAUUGUCUCCGUUCUCAUAGGCAAAUAUCUGGUCCUGCUAAAACCUUGAUUGACACAUUGCAGGCCGCCGGUAUGGGCCCUCGUAGGAUUAUGUCUGCCUUGAUAAAGGAGUAUGGUGGAAUUAGCAAAGUUGGUUUUACAGAGGUUGAUUGUCGGAAUUACAUGAGGAACAACCGCCAAAGGAGCUUAGAAGGAGACAUCCAACUUCUUUUGGAUUAUUUGAGACAAAUGCAUAAUGAGAAUCCCAAUUUCUUUUAUGCUGUGCAGGGGGAUGAGGAGCAGUACACCGGCAAUGUGUUCUGGGCUGAUCCAAAGGCCAGGACAAACUAUACUUAUUUUGGUGACACUGUUACAUUUGACACAACCUACAGGUCUAAUAGGUAUCGCUUGCCAUUUGCACCGUUCACAGGGGUAAACCAUCAUGGACACCCUGUUUUGUUUGGUUGUGCUUUCCUAAUAAAUGAAACUGAAGCCUCAUUUGUCUGGCUGUUCAAUACAUGGCUUACUGCAAUGUCUGGUCGUCAUCCAGUGUCAAUCACCACCGAUCAUGAUGCAGUGAUAAGAUCGGCCAUCAUGCAGGUUUUCCCAGAAACUCGCCAUCGCUUUUGCAAAUGGCAUAUCUUUAAGAAAUGCCAAGAGAAGUUGUCCCAUGUGUUUCUGAAACACCCAAAUUUUGAGGCAGAGUUCCAUAAAUGUGUUAACUUGACUGAGUCAAUUGAAGAAUUCGAAUCUUGCUGGUUGUCACUUGUUGACAGAUAUGACCUCCGGGAUCAUGAGUGGCUUCAAACAAUAUAUUCUGCUCGUAGGCAGUGGGUCCCAGUAUAUUUGCGGGAUACUUUUUUUGCCGAGAUGUCCAUAACCCAGCGAAGUGAUAGCAUGAACUCCUACUUUGAUGGUUAUGUUAAUGCUUCAACCAAUUUGAACCAGUUUUUUAAACUGUAUGAAAAAGCUCUUGAGAGUCGGAAUGAGAAAGAAGUGAAAGCAGAUUAUGAUACAAUGAACACUUCACCAGCUUUAAAGACACCAUCUCCGAUGGAGAAACAAGCAUCUGAGCUUUACACGAGAAAAUUAUUUAUGAGAUUUCAAGAGGAGCUAGUGGGUACGCUAACUUUUAUGGCGUCCAAGGCAGAAGAUGACGGGGAAAGUAUUACAUAUCAAGUAGCAAAGUAUGGGGAAGAUCAUAAAGCAUACUAUGUCAAAUUCAAUGUUUUGGAGAUGAAGGCAUGUUGUAGUUGCCAAAUGUUUGAGUUCUCAGGUCUUCUUUGCAGACAUGUUUUGGCAGUCUUUAGAGUGACCAAUGUGCUUACUCUCCCCUCUCAUUAUAUUCUAAAACGAUGGACAAGGAAUGCCAAGAGCAGUGUUAUAUUAGAAGAACGUGCUACUGAUGUAUAUACUAAUUAUCUAGAAUCUCACACCGUUCGAUAUAAUACCCUACGUCAUGAGGCAUUCAAAUUUGUAGAUGAAGGUUGUAAGUCCCUGGACACUUACAAUGUUGCAGCGAGUGCUUUGCAAGAGGCUGCAAGAAGAGUUGCACUUGCAACAAAGAAUGAGGGAAGAGGCACCUUGGUGAAUGGUCGUGGUAGGGGAGAGUUGGCAAGCAAUGGGAAUGCUAAUAGGACAAAUUUUCCCAGUGGGAAUCAUCAGGGCAGCUCCACCCAACAAUUGUCUCAGGAUGACAUGGACAAGAAGAUCCAAGAACUCACCAAUGAGCUGGAUUAUGCAAAUCGGAAGUGUGAAGUUUAUCGGGCUAACCUGCUUUCGGUUCUAAAAGACAUUGAGGAUCAUAAGCUACAGUUGUCAAUUAAAGUGCAAAACAUAAAGAUUAGUAUGAAAGACAGUAUCUAAAGUUGCAAUGCAGUUCUUCUAUCUAUCUUGGUUCCCCCUAAAUUUUGGAGUGCAUAUGCUCACAGAUCUCUAAACCCUCUUUGACCUUUAGGGUAGCAUAGAUUUUGUGAAAUCCCAGUUCAUGUUCUGCUUGUACAGUGUACAUUUCAUCUUUAAAUGCAUAUUUUGAAAAAUGGAUGACCUUCUGUCUAAAUGGCAACUGUAAAUAUUUUCUUCAGAUAAUUUCUUCGGCCCUCAUGAAA